GACUUUAGCGGCCGGAGGCCUCAGCCCUUCGUGCUCAAACACAAAACCCUUAAACCCUCAAGCUCCAUUGUCGAUCUAUACAACAAACUACAACCCAUUUCCCUAUUUUCUCACACAAUGACAAUCCAUUCAGUAGUAAUCCAAAAGCUCCUAAGCACCAACGCCCACUUGGGUCGCCGUGUGGCGGCACACCACUUCAAAAUCUACUCAAUAGGCUCCCGGAAUGGAAUGACAAUCAUAGAUUCCGAAAAGACAUUGAUCUGCCUCCGUAACGCCUGUUCCUUCAUUGGGGAACUCGUUCGCCAAAGAGCCCGCUUCAUUUUCGUCAAUACCAACACCCUUUUCGAUGAAAUUAUUGAUCAGAUGACGGAAACGAUUGGGUGUAGGAAUGAUACUUCUUGGCGUCUUGGAGGCUUUUUAACAAACAGUUCGAGUCCGAGAAAGUUUCGAGGAAGGAAUAAGAAGUUGAACCUUACGGCUAUACAGCCACCUGAUUGUGUGGUUAUCUUUGAUACGGAGAGGAAGUCUUCUGUGAUUCAAGAGGCUGCUAAGUUGCAAAUUCCGAUUGUGGGUCUUGUUGAUUCGAGUAUGCCGUUGGAUAUUUACAAGAAAAUUACCUAUCCUGUGCCUGCCAAGGAUUCCGUGCAAUUUGUGUAUUUGUUUUGUAAUUUGAUUACAAAGACUUUCCUUUACGAGCAGAGAAGGUUGAAUGCUGCCUUGGGAGCUUCUGCAAUUGCAAAGCCUGAAAUUAGAGAGGAAGUUGAACAACUUGACAAGAUCAAGACAGUCGGCAAGGAUAAAAUUUAUGUUCUGCCUUAUGAAAGAUUAGAACCCGCUUCUGAGGAUGCUACCGAGACUAAGCAGCUACUGGACAAACUUGUCGUGUUAAAGUUUAAUGGUAAUUUGGGAUCUGAUAUGGGUUUCAGUGGACCAAAAUCUGCACUUGAAGUAUGUAACGGAUUAACUUGUCUAGAUUUGGUCGUCAAUCAUAUUGAGUCCAUCAACUCAAAAUAUGGUUGCAAUAUUCCAUUGUUGAUGAUGAAUACUCCUAGUACACAUGAUGGCAUCAUGAAGGUUCUGGAGAAGCACCCAAAUAAAAAUAUCCACACUUUCACUCAGAGCCAACGUCAACAAGAAAAUAUUGAAGAUAUGUCAGAGUCGUGGACCCUCAAUAAAUCCAGUGCACAGGAAAAGUUAUAUCCAUCCAACCUGCUGGAGGUUUUCCUUUCUUUGAACAGCAGUGGGAAGCUUGAACCGCUAAUUUCUCAGGGUAAGGAGUAUUUCCUGCUGCUGCAGUCAGAAAACGUUGCUGAAGUUGUUGACCCAAAAAUUCUGAAUCAUUUGAUUAAAAACAGCAUAGAACAUUGUGUCGAGGUAAUGCCUACCACCUCAGGAACGGAAGAGACGAGUCUUCCGCCUCAGGAAGGAAGGAUUCAGUCAAAGGAGCAUGUCAAAUCAAUCAAUACAAUGUGGAUGAGUAUGAGCUGCGUUGAGAGGCUACUACAAAGAAAUGAUCUGGGUUUUACCAGUUCUAAGUUUUUCGAUCGAGCAUUUGCUAUUGAUACUCCAUGGUCAAGAUACCUUCCAGUUGAGAGAACAUCAGAUUUGCUCAUUUUGCAGUCAGAUCUCUACACCUCAGUUGAAGGCACUCUUGUGAGAAAUGCAGCAAGAGCAAAUCCCAAGGAUCCUUCUAUUGAGCUAGGACCUGAGUUUGGAAAUGUUGAUGAUUUCCGUAGUCUUUUCAAGUCAAUUCCAAGCAUUAUAGAACUUGAUAGCUUGAAGGUGACGGGGGAUGUUUGGUUUGGAACUGGCAUAACUCUAAAGGGGAAAGUCAGUAUUGCUGCAAGACCAGGCAUGAAAAUAGUUAUUCCUGAUGGAAUGGAGCUUAAAAAUAGGAUUAUUACCAGCCAGUCAGACAUUGGAGGACCGAGUUCCUUGUAGAUGGGAUUCUGCAAUAUGAAUGUAUAGCUUAAUCCGAAGAGGUAUUUUUCGUCAUACCAGGUGAUUACAAGCCUAAAGAAUUCGAAGGGAGUCCCAAUCAAACCUACAUUUGGAUGUUUCUGAAAAAUGAUAAGCAUCGGAAUUUUGCUGUAAUAAAGGUGGUUUUUUUUCUACUGUUGCUAGAUUCAGUUUCUUUCAGAAGGAAAGUAGAUAUAGUGAAGAGGAAAAGAAAGCAUCAUAAAUGUGUCAUCAUUUAUUAUUGAUAA
This is a messenger RNA of Solanum verrucosum, 2207 nucleotides long. Its product is annotated as UTP--glucose-1-phosphate uridylyltransferase-like. Gene Ontology annotation, cellular component: ribosome; cytoplasm. The transcript has 18 exons. Lineage: Eukaryota; Viridiplantae; Streptophyta; Magnoliopsida; Solanales; Solanaceae. Gene Ontology annotation, biological process: UDP-alpha-D-glucose metabolic process; glycogen metabolic process; translation. Gene Ontology annotation, molecular function: structural constituent of ribosome; UTP:glucose-1-phosphate uridylyltransferase activity. The record is from RefSeq and is a predicted model, not a curated record. The coding region runs from base 118 to 1941 and encodes 607 amino acids.